AUGUUGAUAUCAAUAAAUCGUACAAUGAUGAACUUAAAGAAACAGUUAGAAAAGACAUUUUAUCAAAACUUUCGGAUAAAGAUGUUAUCGUUAAAACCGCUUCAGGAGGUCUUCACAUUUAUUGCAACACUAAUUUCUUCUAUGCAGUUUCGAACAGAAUGA
Trichomonas vaginalis G3 is the source of this 162-nucleotide messenger RNA. RefSeq lists its product as uncharacterized. Bases 1 to 162 code for a protein of 53 amino acids. The record is from RefSeq and is a predicted model, not a curated record. The transcript has a single exon. Lineage: Eukaryota; Parabasalia; Trichomonadida; Trichomonadidae.